Naegleria lovaniensis is the source of this 1110-nucleotide messenger RNA. RefSeq lists its product as uncharacterized. Gene Ontology annotation, molecular function: protein binding. The coding region runs from base 1 to 1110 and encodes 369 amino acids. The record is from RefSeq and is a predicted model, not a curated record. NCBI's taxonomy places the organism in Eukaryota, Heterolobosea, Eutetramitea, Acrasida, Naegleriidae. The transcript has a single exon.
AUGACUCGAAAUGGAGUACACAACAACCUUUUGGAAAGGCUGCCCUCGGAAAUGAAAACACACAUUCUGAGUUUUCUUCCGAUCCCUGAUAUUGCCAGAGGUGCAGGUCUUGUCGAUAAAUCGUGGUUUGAAUUGGUUUCUCCUUCUCUCACCGAUGAGAUUGUUUCAAAUACGUGUUCAUCAAAGAACAAGAAUGAAAUUCAUAACAAUGAUUACACUGUAGAUAUUUGGAAAUUUAUGAUUACACAAUUUAAAGAAAAACUUGGUCCUUUGUUAAAACAAGAGACCAAACAGGCACCCAAGAAACGGAACAAAUCAAAUGCGAAUAAUACAAUCGUUAAAGACAAUGAUGAUAUUGCCUUUCAAAAUUUUACAAACCUUUCUGAAUGCAAACAGUUAAUGUUGAAAUGGAUGAUUAGGUCAAGGAAAUGUCGAUCGUGUGGAAAAGGUGUGCAGAGUUUACAAGAAUUGCUUACUAGAAAAAUAGUGAGCACCUGUAACUGUCCUGGAUAUAUUUGUAGAGACAGAUGCUUUUUCAAUGAGAGAAUGGCAAACGAAUCCAUUAAGAGUUGCUCGAAGUGCGGAUACAAUUAUGUCUUAAAACCAUCUAACAAACACAACUCUGUAUCUACCAAAAUUUUUAAGAAUUAUCCAGUAACCUCACAACUAAUACUUACAACCAUUUCAUCCCUCUCUGUAAUAUUAUUCAUUUAUUCGAUUAUUUCAGGCUUUGGUUAUGUGAUGCCAUCAAAUGAGUUCAGCGAUAUUUGGAUAUAUUUAGAGGACGUUUGGAUUUUCAAGCAUUUGUUUUUAUGGAAAUAUUUUGUGAAUGGCAUGUCAUAUAUUUGUUUAAUUGGAUAUCUAAUUUUGGUGGUAGCUAGUUUAGUGUCAAUGGAUUUUUCCUCAAUCUCACAAGGGGACGAAGGUGCUGCUGAAAUAUUGGGAAUUAUAUUGACCAUGGUUGCAGUAGUUGCCAUUCCAUACUUGUUUCACAAAUUUUCAAAAAAACACGUCACAAAGAAAGCUAUUCUUGGCUCUCCAGUCGUUUUUUCAAAUCCAGUCAGUCGCACUGAAAAUACACAAGAGCAAGAGGAGACUAUUGGGGAUUAG